GUGGGCCCGCCGGGCGGCCCCACAGAGCCGCCAUAGCAGCCCGCCUACCCCGACUUAACGUCUCCGCUGUCGGCUCCGCGCCGCCGCCAUGGCCGACGUGGAAGACGGCGAGGAACCCUGCGCCCUGUCCUCUCACUCCGGGAGCGCAGGCUCCAAGUCAGGAGGCGACAAAAUGUUCUCUCUCAAGAAGUGGAACGCGGUGGCCAUGUGGAGCUGGGACGUGGAGUGCGAUACGUGCGCCAUCUGCAGGGUCCAGGUGAUGGAUGCCUGUCUUAGAUGUCAAGCUGAAAACAAACAAGAGGAUUGUGUUGUGGUCUGGGGAGAAUGUAAUCAUUCCUUCCACAACUGCUGCAUGUCCCUGUGGGUGAAACAGAACAAUCGCUGCCCUCUCUGCCAGCAGGAUUGGGUGGUCCAAAGAAUCGGCAAAUGAGAGUGGAGGCUUUCUUAGUGCAUUUGUUUGGAGCCCUGGUGGAUCUUGUUAUCAAGUGCCCUACAAAGGCCAGAACACUCCAGGGAACUAAUUCUUCAAAUAGGAGGAGAUGGCUCUGUGGUCCUUUGGUACUCAUCAAAGGCAUGGCUUAGCAUUUUGUUUUAUUUUCAGAAAUUCUCUACAAUUAAGAAGAUAAUUUAUUAAAGAUGGUCUUUCCUACCUCUGUGGUAUGUAUCCCACACACUGCUUAGAAGUGCUUUAAAGGAGGAGAGAGCUACAAAUUUAAUGACUUUAUAAUUUGCUUAUUGGUAUCCCGGGGGUUGUGGAAGUAGUUCCAUUCAGAAGAGAACUUGUUGCAUGCUUAUAGUUGAUCAGUUAAAAAAAAAAAAAAAGACAAUGUUACAGAAACAAAUAAAGUGCAGUUUAAAACCCAACUCUUAUCCUUAAUUUGUUCCUCAUAUUUAUUUUUGGCUGGGAGGGAGUGAUUCAUGAAGUCUUUGUAUGAUAUAAUGAAAAUUUUUAAGUUUGGACCAAUGAACAGGGUAAUAAAAUUUAAUCUUCAGGCAUAUGGAAUUGUGGUUGUCUUUUAGGCUAUUAUCCUCUAUCUUUGGUUCAUCAAGAAAACCUAAAUCUGCACUCACCUCACUGUCCAAGCAUUGAAUGGUAAAGAACAGAAGUAUUUGUUCUGGUCAGAUUAUGUUGUAAUUUAACUGUUUUAGGUGGAAUGUUAAUGAGGGGAAAAUGUUUACCACUGUAGCACUGGGUCAAAAAGUUUAUUUUAUUACACAGUGUUUUAAUAAAUGGUUUAUUCUGUUUACUUCA
Molecule: messenger RNA, 1252 nt
Organism: Herpailurus yagouaroundi (jaguarundi)
Lineage: Eukaryota; Metazoa; Chordata; Mammalia; Carnivora; Felidae
Gene: RNF7
Product: ring finger protein 7
Exons: 3
Coding region: 89-430 (113 amino acids)
Molecular function (GO): zinc ion binding
Source: RefSeq, a predicted model, not a curated record